AAGAUUACAAAAGUGAGAGCUUUAAUAAUCCUGCAUAUUCAAGAGCAGCAUACCCCUCAGACUACUAAAAAGCCACACGUUCCCCAAAUUCAGAAUUGUCGAGUUGCGAAGCUCCCAAACAUGGAUCGGAGUUUGGAUGAGAUCAUAGCUGAAAGACCGCGAUAUUCAAAUCGUGGACGUACCAGGCAGUCUGCCGGACGUCGCGGCAAUUUCUCCCGUGACGAAGCUCGAGUUCACAAGUCCUUCAGAAAUGAUCGCGCAGAUGUAGAACUUGAUUGGGUUCAUGAUAAGUUCGAAGAUGACAGAGACACGCGCCCUGCUUCCUUUCGAGGGCCCCGUGCCCGUCGUGAUGGCCGUCUUUCGCCGCCUCCUGAGCAAUCAUCUAGCGGAGCGAAACUUCGUGUUAAUAACUUACACUACGAUAUCACCGAGGAGGAUUUAAGGGGCUUAUUUACUGGCAUUGGGCCAAUUCUUUCCUUAUCUCUUGUUUACGACCGUGCUGGGCGUUCCGAGGGAGUUGCCUUCGUCACUUACAAACGCCUCGUUGACGCGCAAACCGCAAUUCGAGAGUUCGAUGGCGCCAACGCCAAGGGACAGCCCAUCCGUGUAACUCUCCUUCAGACCGGCGAGAGGUCCUCGAGACGUAGUCUGUUUGACGUUGCAGAAAAGCCAAGAGGCAGCUUAUUUGAUCGAGCGGAAAGGCCCCGCCGAGAUUCUCGUAGCUUAAGCCCAGGAAGCGGUAAUGAAGCCGCGUCUGGUCGUGGCCGUUAUCGACGAAGCGAUGUCUCCAAACCCCCUCCAGAGAACAUCGACCGGUAUGUCCCUGGCCAGCGGAACGGAAGUCGUGGCUGGCGAGGUGGGGAAAAUAGGAGCAGAAAUGAUAGUCGCAGGGGUGUGAACGGAUCUGGGAGACCGAAGAAAACGCAGGAACAGCUGGACCAGGAGAUGGAAGAUUAUUGGGGCAAAAAUGCCGGCACAGGGGGUGAUGCGGGCAAUAGUGUUGCUCAGGAAAGCAAAGUAGUAGCUGAAGCAGGCGCGCCGGCCGGGGAUGAUGAUAUCGAUAUGAUCCAGUAGGAACUUUUUUUAUUUUGAGGGGAAGGGGCAUAUUGGGAUUAUCUCCGCUCAAAAUUUCACCUGUGUCAGGGAUAUUGGUUUUGGUUCUGCCUUUUGAAUCGUGUCUCAUCUUUUAACGGUUAGGUAAUUAUUUGAUGAUGGCAGGCUCACAGUCAUGUUAUAUAGGAAUGGUGUGCUUGAUAGCAGAGUAUUCCUUUAAAGCAACCAAAACAUCAACUGUUAUUGGGAUGGGAUAGGAUAAGAGCUGUUUGUCCUUUCUUUCUAUUCCAUUUAACUAGAUAAAAUAGCAUCCAAAAAAUACGCAAUUUCUCAAAACUAAA
This is a messenger RNA of Coccidioides immitis RS, 1394 nucleotides long. RefSeq names its product RNA binding protein. The coding region runs from base 121 to 1074 and encodes 317 amino acids. Gene Ontology annotation, biological process: mRNA export from nucleus. Lineage: Eukaryota; Fungi; Ascomycota; Eurotiomycetes; Onygenales; Onygenaceae. Gene Ontology annotation, molecular function: mRNA binding. The transcript is spliced from 7 exons. Gene Ontology annotation, cellular component: nucleus. The record is from RefSeq and is a predicted model, not a curated record.